Suillus discolor is the source of this 1218-nucleotide messenger RNA. RefSeq names its product RTA1-like protein. Lineage: Eukaryota; Fungi; Basidiomycota; Agaricomycetes; Boletales; Suillaceae. The transcript is spliced from 7 exons. The coding region runs from base 111 to 1037 and encodes 308 amino acids. The record is from RefSeq and is a predicted model, not a curated record. Gene Ontology annotation, cellular component: fungal-type vacuole; plasma membrane.
GACUACGGUGUCGCACUGCGCGGCGAAGAUUUUGAUGGACCCUCUUUCGUCCUGCAACAUAAAAACUGAGUUUUGUUCGAUAGAGGGCAUUCAUCAUCAGCAUCUUCUUCAUGACUCGCUCCAUCUUAACCAGUACUUUAUUUUCCUUGACUCUUCUUUUGACUUAUGUCACUUCGACUCGGGCAGCCAGCAAUUCUACCCAAUGUCCUUCUGAUCCUUACCUAGACCCGCGCAACGACCCGUGUAAUGCCCUUGGAUAUAUCGCUAGCAUUCCGCCAACUGCCGUCGCCUUUAGUCUUGUGCUGCUGAUCGCUUUCAUCCAAACUUACCGAAUUAUCUAUAAGGUUUAUGCUAUAGGCUUUGGGUUUCGCUUCGCUUUGCAUUAUAAUCCUGAUUCACUGGUGAUUUACAUCGUCGAAUACUUGAUGAUCGUUUUAUCUCCCUGUUUCUUCAUUGCCGCAAAUUACGUUCUCCUUGGUCGCCUUGCCAGGGACAUUGGCUGCACCUAUCAGGUCUUGCUUCCAGUGAGACGGCUCACCCUCAUUUUCGUCUUGUCCGACGUGACUACCUUUGUCAUACAGGCGGCAGGAGCCUCAAUGACUACGUCCACCGUUUAUAAUUCUGCUUUAAUAGGACUUCAUGUCUUUUUGGCUGGCCUCGUUGUGCAACUGGCCUCAUUCCUUUUCUUUUGUGUCAUUUUCGCACGAUUCCUCUACAAGGUCCACGCUGAAGUGCAGGCCAUUUGGAUGCAAGACUCAAAGCAACACUGGAAUAACGACUGGCGAACACUCGCCGCUGCCAUGAUGAUCAGUUGUAUCGGCAUUCUGAUUCGUUCAUGCUACCGCGUUGCGGAGGUUGCUCAGGGCUUUCACGGCAGCCUCACAUCAAGCGAGACAGCCUUCUACCUAGGCGAUACACUUCCCCUUCUUGUAGCCAUCGGGAUCUAUGUUCCAUUCUGGCCCGGAAGGUUCAUUACAGCCAAGCUAGCGCCCUCCGCCAACGAAUUGCAAAAUGGUCAGGAGUUAACAGUGAUUUAGGUUACAAUCAUGAAGUACGCACAGGGGUGCUUAGUGACUACUGACUACAGUUAUUCUACUUUUAUUUAUUACUCAGUCUACUUGUUAUAUCAGGAUAUUCAUAGCACACAAAUAGGUGCUAUAUAAGGACCUUUCAGCUCGGGUAGUGUUAGUUCACGUACGUUAUUUUGAGAAUGCUUGU